UUAAGAUAUAAUUACAACUUGUAUGAUAAUUAGUUUAAACUAAUCAAUGAGCAAAUUUUAUUACUAUUUCUGUGAUCACCGUUAAUUCAAAGAGUUAAUUGUUGACUAAUUUGGACAGUUAAUCAUGAUCGGUGGGGCCUUUGCAUUGAAACGUAAACGUAAACGUGAAUCCUUAUUGUUAGCUGGAAAUAAAACUAAUCAAGAUCAAAAUGUUAACAAUUUUCACCCUGGAAUAUUAUCAUUUGGAUCAGCAAUUAGUGAACAGCAAAAUCAACAGCAAUUAGCUAAUCAUCUAAAUGGUUAUUAUUCUAAUAACUAUCAUCAUCAUAUUAAUUGUCAUCCCUAUGAAUCAACUGGAAUCAUUUACUAUGAUAAUCGAGGUGUUGAUUCAGCUAAAUAUCGGGAGAUGAAAAAAUUAAAUCAACAAUCAACUGGAUUAACAGUAAUUGCGAUUUUUAUAAUUGGUAUUGGAUUAAUUAUCCUCUUAAUUAGUGCAAUCCUUUCAGGAUCAGUGACAACACCAAUCACUACCCUUGGAUUAAUUUUCACAUCAAUUGGUCUGUUAAUUGUUACAAUUAAAUGUCUAACCUCUUAUUUUAUUGAUAAAUCUAAUCGUUUCUUUCAUCAACAUGAUAAUUUAAUUAAAUCAACUGAAGAAUCAACAAUUUGUAAAUCAACAUCAUCACCAUCUUGGAUUAACCUUCCUAAUCCAGUUAAUCUGCAAUUUAAUUCAGCUGAUAUUGGACAAUCAGAUGAAAAGUUAAAUAAACCAGUUACAACAAUUAUCCUUGAUCCAAGUAGAUUGUCAUCUAAAUCAAUUGAUCAACUUAAUUAUAUUAAUUCACAAUCAAAUCAAUCCAAUUACAAUGAGCAGAAACCUUUACUAAUUAAUCAACAAUUAAUUACUUCAUUGGCUUCUUCAGUUGAUUCAAAUUACGAUGAUCAAAACAAUCAUGAUCAAUUUAAUAAUCUAAAUACUAAAUUGUCAAUUAAUGAUUAUAAUCAAUGCGAUAAUCUUAAUUGUCACUGUAAAUUAACCGGUCAACAAUUAACUCCAAUUUCAAUUAAUGAAGUUUAAUUUCCUUUCUCACAACAAUUAGUGUUGAAUCACAAGUC
This is a messenger RNA of Panonychus citri (citrus red mite), 1116 nucleotides long. RefSeq lists its product as uncharacterized. Bases 125 to 1078 code for a protein of 317 amino acids. The record is from RefSeq and is a predicted model, not a curated record. The transcript has a single exon. NCBI's taxonomy places the organism in Eukaryota, Metazoa, Arthropoda, Arachnida, Trombidiformes, Tetranychidae.